Caretta caretta (loggerhead turtle) is the source of this 4940-nucleotide messenger RNA. It is a transcript of the gene FHIP2B, whose product is annotated as FHF complex subunit HOOK interacting protein 2B. The record is from RefSeq and is a predicted model, not a curated record. Lineage: Eukaryota; Metazoa; Chordata; Testudines; Cheloniidae.
GCCCCGCACAGGCCGCCGGGUCCGCGCUUCCGCCUGCUCGGGCCGGGAUCCCCCGGCGGGCCGGGCCGGCGCCGCCAUGUUCAGCCGCCUGGGCGCCUUCCUGCAGCGGGCGGUGGAGACGCAGGAGCCCAUCAUUGACCUGCUGGAGGCAUUCACCGAGCACUGGAAAGGGCUCACUCACUACUACCUAGAGACCACAGAUGAAAACACCCCAGUCAAGGAGACCGAUAUCCCCUGGCGCCUGAAACAGAUGCUGGACAUUCUGGUGUAUGAGGAGAAGCAGCAUCCAGCCGGGGAGACAGGGCCUUGUUUGGAAUACCUGCUGCAGCACAAAAUCUUGGAGACCCUCAGCACUCUGGGAAAAGCAGAGUAUCCUCCAGGCAUGAGGCAGCAGGUGUUCCUCUUCUUCAGCAGAGUCCUGGGACAGGUGCAGCAUCCACUGUUGCACUAUCUGAAUGUGCACAGACCUGUUCAGAAGCUCCUUCAGUUCGGCAGUGAUGCGCUAGGCUCUGCUAGUGAGAAGGAAGAAUUACAGUUUGCUGCUGUUCUGUGUGCAAAGAUCAAGCAGGAUCCUGCUCUGCUCACGUACAUUCUGGAGGGCAAGAAUCUUCUAACUGGGAGCCCACAGGGAGAUGCUGGCAGCAGCCAGGAAGAGAGCUUGGCUACCAACGGGGCCCUGACUGCAUCUCCUGAGCCAGAGAGAGAGAGCUCUGUGGGUGAUGCACCCUGCGCUAGCCUGGCAGGAAAACCAAAGAAUUCUGUCUCCAGCUCCUCCCCUCUGAGAAAGGAAAACAAUCUGAUCACUUCCUUAAUCAACUUGUGCAAGAGCCAGAAGAGCAGGCUUGCACUAAAAGCUCAGGAAAACCUGCUGCUUCUCAUGAGUGUCGCUCAGCAGGCAGCUGCCACGUACCUGGUACAGAACAGCGCCCUGUGCUGUCUGGUGACUGAUCACCUUUGUGACCUGUACAAUGCCGCCCCUACUUCAGCCGACCCUGCAGAUAUCCUCUCCCUAGAGAGAGUCAGCUGGAGGUUGCAGAAUAACUCUGCCGAUGAGGCCUCCUUCCCAGGAAAGGGGAGCCUGGAUGCUUUCUUUAGCUGGUUAGAUUACUGUGAUCACCUCAUGAGAGAGGCCCACCCGGUAGUUGCAGAUGCUGUAACAGAGGCCAUUGGUGAAAAGCUCUUCCAGGGGAUUCUGCAGCCACAGCUCUUGCAGAUGUCUGAACUUGGCAUCCUCACCUCUACUGCAAUGCUGACAGCCAUGGUGAGGCAGAUUAGUGCUCCUGCCCUGCUCCGGGAACUGGUGACAUUCCUGCUGGGCACAGAGAGGCAGCCAGAAGCCAUCACUGACUCUGCACAGCAGCACCUCCUACGCUCUCAGCUGAUAGAGCACUGCAACCACCUGUCUGAUGAGAUCAGCCUCGCUACCCUGAGGCUGUUUGAGGAGCUGCUCCGGAAACCCCAUGAGCACAUUGUGUACAGCCUUGUGCUGAGAAACCUGGAGGAGCGGAGCUACAUCCUGCGCAGCCAGCCAGGGCAGGAGGAGCGGAGCACCCAUGAGCAGGACCAUUGCGAGGACACACUGGAGCUGGAGGAAGAUCCCUAUUUCACCGAUGAAUUUCCAGGUAUAGGCUUCCGGACAUGUAAAAAGCCAAUGCCAUCCUCCCACCGGGGGCCUGCCAGGCCUAACGAGAAGACAGAUGUGAAUGAAAUUGUUCUCAGCUUCCUGGGCCUUGUUCCUGAUGAAGCAAAGACCUCCUCCUACCUGGAGGAGGCAGGAUAUGACACCUAUGUGCACGAUGCCUUAAGGCUGUUUCAGGAAUGCUCCGCUAACAUAUCCUCAUGGCACUGGCCUCAGGCACCAAAACCUCUGGAGCCCUGUGACCCACAAGCAGCAUUUUAUGAGGGCCACUUCCUGAAGGUGCUGUUUGACCGUAUGACACGGAUCCUGGAUCAGCCCUACGGACUGAACCUACAAAUGACAUCAGUGCUGUCCCGCCUGGCCCUCUUCCCGCACCCACACCUCCAUGAAUACCUCCUGGACCCCUACCUGAACCUCGCUCCUGGCUGCAGGACACUCUUCUCUGUACUCAUCAGGGUGAUUGGAGAUCUGAUGCAGAGAAUCCAGCGGGUGUCUCAGUUCUCAGCCAAGCUGCUGCUGGUCCGGAGACAGUUAAUGGGGCUGGUCCCUGAAGAGCAGAUGGAUCACAUGACCCUCUUCCAGGGAGUGGUGGUGCUGGAGGAGUUUUGUAAGGAACUGGCAGCUAUUGCCUUUGUGAAGUUCCCCCCCGAGGGCCCUGCAUGAGCCUAGCCUCCGGCUCUCCUCACCUGCUUCCUGGAGAGAAGAUCCAAGUGCAAUGCCAGCAGGCACUGCUGGAAGGGGGAGAUUAGUGCUCCAUGGCUCGGGGGAAGGUAGCACCACUCCCCAUCCGCCUUAGCAGAGACCUUCCUGUAUCACUGACCUCCAGAGAACAUCUGACCACACUCAAACUAUUAACCAGCCCCUCUCCACAGAGCAGCAGGGAACCAGGACUCUGCAGCAUCACAACAGAGGGCGACUCCUCGAGACAGCCUCAACAUCUCACUCAGGUUUGACGCUUCUCUUUCUGGGGGAAAGGGACUCUGCUUCCUACCUUCCAAAACCAAUGGUUUGCUCAAGUCAUUGGUGGAAAGAACAUGCUCAGUGUUCAACUCUCAAAGCUGGCUGGGAAAGCACGACUAGGUGCAUUGAGAGCCCUCCAUCAUUUCUAUCUUCUGCCUCUUAGGAUCAGAGUGAUCAGCACCCACAAUCCAUGCUGCAAGAUUUUUAUAGCUCCUCUUCCAAGUGCCUAGGGCUAGCACGAGGGAAAGAGAUCAGGGCAGUGUCUAAAGCCCUGUGGAACAGAGAGAUCUACAUAGGGCCCAUUACAGUAGGAGUGCACCGUUCUGGUGUCCUGGCAGUGGGCCCAGAAUAGACUUCUUGGUAACUGUAGGUGAAGGAAGGGUCCAGCACAUUGCAAAAGUGGGUGCUAAAUCACCCCACUACAGAGGCCUACUGGCCUUGUUUCUGGAAGGGUAGAUUCCCAGGUGGAAUCCAUCCAGCCUCCUCCACGUAAUGAACACAGGGACAGACAAGGGAGCCAACCCCAGCUUUCCUAGCAGGGUGGUCAUAAGACUCUUCUUCAGGCCUUUAAUCAAAGUGCAAUGUCUCCAGCUGGUGCUUUGCUGGACCUGGAAGCCUGCAGUCAGACUCCAGCCAUGGCACUUACGACACCUUGCUGGGCGAGUGGCCAGCCUCGCUCCCAGACCUUCCCUCUUCCCCUGCAGUCCAAAAGGGCUGCUGGGUUGUUCUGGGGUAAAAAGCAUGUUCCCAACCCCGCAAGAGAGGGAUAAAGAAGUGACUGGACCUACCUCCCAGACAGGUCCUGAGGCUUACUCCAUUGGUUUUCACAUGUUUGGGGAUCCUGAGCAAAGCAAGGCAGGCAUGAUUAAUGUGGCUGUGUGACAGACGAGUCCCACUGGGCCCUAUGCGCUGCUGUCAGGGGGCUGUUAAACAAGCUUUCAUUUAGUCUGAUGCUCUUGCUCGAUAGCGACAGGGGCCCUGGGGCAAGGAGGAAAAGUUCAUUCUGACUUUGAACUGGCUCCAGUUGAUGCUUUCCAUAUGGUCUGACAAGAGCCACUGUGGGUCUGCCAGGCAGCCAAGACAUGACAGGUUGCUCCUUGUCCUCAGCAAACCUUUGGAGGCAGCGCUGCGUUCCAUCACGCUUACAGCGCCUCGGCUCUGGCUGAUCAGAAAAUGGGACAGCAGCCCUCAGACAGGUGCAGCUCUGCCCUGUCUUCCUGGAGGUGGGAAGGCGCUUUGCUUUAGUUCAGCAGGACUGAGAGUGAAGCAAAGCCUUGCAAAGCAACCUGCCCCAUUGUGAAAGGAAACUCAGAGCUACCUCUAGAGAGCAGGAGGCUUCCCUCACAGAUCCUGGAGAACAGCCCCUUGAGAAGCCAGGAGCCCAGCAUCAGCUGAGUUCUCACAUUUCCCCCAUGUUUCCCUAUAAUGGGCCAGAUUCUUACCUGAUGUCAGGCUUCAUAGACCUACACCAGCUGAGGAUCUCGCCCACUGCUUUCCUGGGUAGCAAGGAUGAAUUUGUAAAGUGCUAUGGGAAUGAAGUUAGCAAUAGUCUUUUUAUACCAGCAAUACUAUGCCAUUUAACAGGGCUGUGUCUCUAUUGAUAGAUAUUCACACACCCUGCAGAAUCCCAGCAUCUCCCUUUGUGCACUUUGGAAUGUAACAAACACUUCAUCACAAUGCAGCAAAAGGUCUCUGGUAACUAGAGCUGUCAGCCAACCAGAGUAGGUACAAAUUACUGUAUUUGGGCAGUGCCUAGUACAAUGGGGCCCCACUCUUGGUUGAUCCCUAGGCACUACCAUAAUACAUCUGAUUAAUAACAUGCUGUCGGAGCAGCUUGUAAGCCUGGCAAAUAUCACCCCAACUGGGUUCUUGACAUUGGUAUUAAGUGCAGGGUGGCUGCUUAGGGGCACUAUUUAAUGUUAUUGAGGAAGACAGUUCCUUGCCUGAUAGAGCUUAACAGAAAAAGCUGUUUGUCCUAGAAAAUGAGGAGAUCAUUGGCCUUCAAAGACAUUAAGUGAUGCAGUAUAGCCAAAUAUGCUAUAAGAAUUAUCUACAGAGGGGCUUUUUGUCUUGUAUUGCCUCUUAUCAACCAUGCACAAAGGUGUGUAGAGCUGGCUGCUUGGUAAACCUGGGUUUUGGUGUUAUAUUUAUGGCAGCUGCAUGUGGUAAGUGGGUACAAUGAACUGGCAAAUGUUACAGUACCACCUUUUCAGAACUAUGCACUUUUAAACGUAUGGUGUGUAACACAACCAACCUUAAAAUGUGUGCCGUUUGUCUGUACAUAUGUACAAGUAACUUAACUCUUCCUGUGGCAAUAAAGUGAUGUCUUGAUAAACUUGAA